UUUGAUAUGGGUGGCAAUCCUGUUACUGUCCAUAACUGACAGAAAUCGCCCGAAUAUAUUGAACCACAUACAUAACUUUUCUGAUUGCUGUCCGAUAAAUCAAAACAUAUCGCUUUUGAUGUUUCGCUUUUACAAGUUGUACUCGUUAUACAUGAGCAACAUGGCCAGCGGGCUCACAAGGCAGCAGGAGUGGUGCCUGUGCGAGAAGCUGCCCCGAGCGGUGCUCCACAUCCCGGUGAACCGCCAUCUGGUCUGCGAGGUGUGCGGAUUGGCCCGACGCCCCCAGGACAGCGCCCACUCCUCCAGCGACGAGGAGGCCGAGCUGGCCGCCAAUCGCCAGAGGUUUUUACUGGAGCAACGUCGCACGGAGGAGGACAAAAAAAGCGAGGUGAAGGCGAAGAAACCCAAUGCCAGAGCCAGUUGCCGGAUGAACUGCGUCAAGUGCGGUGGCUUGUCCAGACCAGAAGGUGGCCAGACCCGAAAUGGUGACCCCAAACACGUUAAAAGCAAGUUAUAUUCGGUUCGUCAUGGCUUCCACUCGAAGCCAAAAAGAAUGCUUCCACGCCGGGAGAAACAGGAACCCUCAGCGCCGCCACCUCCAAUGGAGUGGAAGCCACCGCCACCGCCCGCCCCUCCUCCACCUCCACCUCCUCCACCACCAGCAUCGAGGUUACCCUGGAAGGAGAUGCCAAACUUGGUGAAACAAGACGUUUUCAGUCAGAAAAACCACAUACUCCAGAGCUAUAGUAAUCUCUUUGUCAGCAACUUUAUCCCGUUGAACACACCCAUUACGAAUGGCCUGGGAGGAGCCAUCUCCAAGAGGAGCAGCUACAGCUCCCGUCCGCCACUCUGUCACAGGAGUCGUCCGCUGCCCCCACUGGCCCAAGUACGGUCCAACAUCUUGGCCAGUAGUCAAAAGUCGCUGGAGGACAGAGAGAAGGGCGGCAGCUCCAGUCCACAGACGUCCAAGGAUUCGCUAGAUGCCGAUAGCGAUCUGGCCAGCCAGUUCUGUCCCUUCGACCAGUACGAGGGACCAUCAGAGGAUGCACUCGUCGUGAAUAGUGCUCGCUACCUGCUCCAUCGACCCAAAUCGUUGUACAUUGAACCACGCCGGGAUUUGCGCAACAAUCGCAUCGAGGCCUUGGAGUUGGAACUGAGAAGUGGCUGUGGUUCACCGGCCCCUUCCCCUCCCAAAGUCCCCGUAAAUCCCGAGAACGAUAGUCCACCAGACGUACAGCGUCCUUGCUUCUUCAUGACCAAGCUGGUACAGCAAAAUCUUAUGAAAAAGAUCAAUGAAAUCGAAUUCGAUUGUUCAAGCGAAAGCGGCUCCUUGAGCAGCCACACUUCCAAUCCCUCAAUCAUCCAGCAGACCCAACAAGGAAAUGCGGAACAAGAGACCGGAAAUUUAGGAAAUUUAGACAGGCAAGCAGCCGAGAGAUCCGCCAUCAUUGCUUCGAUUUGGGAUCAGCUUAUCCGUUCACAAGCAUCCAAGAGCUCUGCCGAAAACUCCGAGAAUGACAAGGGCCCUGAAUUGGACCAGUUUCCCAAUCACGACAACGAGGACCAUGGAACAAGUUCUUUUUUAAGUGAUGUAUCAACUGAUCAGUCUUUACUUUCUUCAAAUAAAACAAAGCACGAUCAAGAUUAUUCCAAACGCUUCUCAACAACACUAAGCUCUUCUAGCGGGGAAAGGGAUUUCGAUAGAAUAAGCGAUUCAUCACCAAACACAACUGGAAAAACAAUAUUUUCUGUGAAGGACAAGCCCAAUUCCAUACUUUUAAAGUGCAGCCGUUGCGGAAAUCACCGAAAUGUUAUACAGAAUGCAGAAUAUGAUACCAUAAAAAUGAAGAGAGAUAUAAUACCUAAAGAGACCGAUGACAUAAAUCGAACCUGCUUAAAUAUAAAACUUAGAAAUGCUAUAAGGCACAAACUGGAAAACUUAAGAACUGAAAAGAAGAAAUGCUCUACGAUGGAAGAUUACGAGGAAGGUAUGAAUAAUGAUAAGCAUACAACAUCCAUCCAAACAAUAUUUCAAAGAAACUUUGCCCUUGUCUGUCAUUCGCAAAGAAGUUCAUCACCAACACAUUGCAAUAAUCAUCAAUGUGCUAAAAACCUACCUUCCAUUUUGCAGACUGACAAAAAGAAAUUGGAGAGUAAGGUAAAACCCUACAACAAUUCAUUAAUAAUUAAUACGGAACAUGUACCAAAUAUUUCACCAACGGUUUUAGAAAAUAAAGAUGAAGCCAAAGCCUUACCGGUGGAUAGCGUUGGGUUAUAUAGACACAAAAUUCAGUCGAUCUCCUGGGCAGUGGUCAAAAACUUCGAGACAGUGGCCUACAUGUGCGCAGAGAUUCCCAAGCUCCGCAUCGCUACCUUUGUAAAGGACACUAAAGUUGUUAAAGGAUACAUAAUGGAAAGUUACGUUACGAAUCGUCCUUCUUUGUCUCUCUACGAAUUUCGUAGGCCUGACAUAGAUCCCAGCGAACUGGUAUCCCACAGCGACAAGGAGGGAAAUGUAAAUGAUGAUAGCGGACCAGAAACUCCGAUUGCCCAUAUAACUACUCCCAAGAGAUUAAGCCGAUCUACUAAGCAACGAAAAAAUCGAAAAAAACCCCGUCUGCCGGUCUGGCCAGCACAUCCUUUAAAAUACCGAAGCCGCAAGAUUAAGUACGAAGAACUUGAAAUAGCAUUUGAUAUGCAACAAAAUGAGAUCUUGUUAGAUCAUCAAAAAAAGGUUUUGAUUUUUAAGAAUGAAAGAGUUACCAAUAUCUACGAUGCUCAACAGUUUUCCCAGUCGGAUAUGUUUUGCGACAUGAGUACAGAGGAAGAAACAAAGUCAAAUCCAAUUAAUAUUAUAAAAGGUGAUCAACUAUUUGUAAAUAAUAGCGAUAGUUUUGUAGAUUCUGAAAGUUUGGAAAACAAGAAUACUCUGAGUACAGAACCCAAGAAAGAGAGUUUAAAUACUAGACCUCUAAACUUAUGUGUUAGGAAAUUCAAUAAAAAUCCCAUAAAUGGAAACAAUGAGACAAAAGAUCAGAACAAAAUUUCCCAGGUGAAUCCUACAAAAGUGAGUGAUAACAUAAGAAAACGCAUAGACAAUGCGCUGCAACUCAAGCUCAAAAAAAUGAUGAGUAAGCCGAUAAAGCUGCUAGGAUCGACUGAAUCUUCAUCGGUUUCAAAAUUUUUGGAACCAUUUACAAAUAAAUUGGCUGGUACAGAAGAAAAGGAACUUAACUCUUUACGGAACAGCAUAGCAUUGAGUUCAACAAAAAGAGGAACAAAAAUAACAACCAACUCUUCAGAUAUGACUACUGUCGAAAAAACUGUUGGAGGAAUUGAUAAUGCUGCGCUAUCAAGUGCAUCAAAAGACAUUUCAGAACUAGGUGCCAGAAAGCUUAGAAAGCCAAUUGUAAAUUCUGAUUCAAAACCAAAUGCUUCUUGCCAAAAGCCACUGCGUCUUAUAACCAAUUUGGAAAACUCAACCUCCUCAAGUGAGGAGUCAAAAUACGUUUCGAUGGAAUCGAGGUUCCAUACAAGAAACAUAGAAGAUUUCAAAAAGGUGUGGUGA
Drosophila gunungcola (fruit fly) is the source of this 3568-nucleotide messenger RNA. RefSeq lists its product as uncharacterized. The record is from RefSeq and is a predicted model, not a curated record. NCBI's taxonomy places the organism in Eukaryota, Metazoa, Arthropoda, Insecta, Diptera, Drosophilidae.